AUAACUUCUAGAAUUCUGAAUUGCUAGAACUGUUUUAAAUACAAACUGCCGAGAUCACACAUUACAGACAAAGGACUACAUGCCAUCAAUUCACAGAAAAAUGCCACGCGUGCUAUCCAAUGUGUGGAGGCAUUUCACACCUGUGACGGUAGACAGAAAAUCUUUGUUCAUGUGCAAAUAUUGUGCCAAGAAAUAUGUUAAGAAUGCUACGAAAAUGCAGAAUCAUAUUUUGCAAUGCUCCAAAUGUCCAAAGGCAACAACAAAUGCAGCAGGUGAAAAUUCAUCUAUUGCAUCAGAUUCUUCUGAUACCGUUUCAUCGGUUCCUGGACCCUCAGGCCUCAGAAGGUACUUUGACUUCAUGGAUGAGCAAAGUCAGAGAAAUGCUGAUGAAUGUUUAGCUCGAGCGAUCUAUGCAACAUCCUCACCUCUGAUGUUGUCUGCCAAUGUCUACUGGAAGAGAUUUUUUAAUGUAAUCUGACCAGCAUUCACUCCCCCAACCAGACAUGCACUAUCCACUCAUUUGCUGGAUGAAGAGUACAACAGAGUGCAAAUAAAGGUUAAACAAACCAUCGACAAUGCAGACUGCAUUUCCAUCAUCUCUGAUGGAUGGUCAAAUAUUCGGGGACAAGGAAUUAUAAACUACAUUGUCACCACCCCUCAACCCGUGUUCUACAAGAGCACAGACACAAAGGACAACCGACACACAGGUGCCUACAUUGCGGAUGAGCUGAAAGCAGUCAUUAAUGACCUUGGAGCAGAGAAGGUGUUUGCACUGGUUACUGACAAUGCAGCAAAUAUGAAGGCGGCCUGGGCACACGUCGAGGAAACAUACCCCCAUAUAAUGCCAAUUGGAUGUGCUGCACACACACUUAACAAUCUCCUUAAGGACAUCAUGGCACUGAAAACGAUGGACACACUACACAAGAGGGCAAAGCAAGUUGUCAAGUAUGUGAAGGGCAAACAAGUAGCUUCUGCAAUAUACCUCUCAAAACAAAAAGAAAAAAACAAGAGUACCACACUGAAGCUCCCAAGCCCCACAUGCUGGGCUGGGGUUGUCAUCAUGUAUGACAGUCUACUGGAGGGAAAGGAGUCCCUCCAAGAGAUGGCCAUAUCCCCAACAGUAGCCAUUGAAUCUGAGAUCAAGAAAAUUCUUUUGGAUGAUGUUUUUUGGGAGAGACUGACCAGCAGUCUGACUAUCCUCAAACCAAUAGCUGCCGCAAUCACAAAAAUUGAGGCUGAUGAUGCCCUACUAUCAGAUGUUCAGUGUCUUUUUGCUGGAAUUAAACAAGCGAUCCUGACAGCUCUGCCCACUUCACUACUACUAAGAACAGAAGAAACGGCAGCAGUGAAAUUAUUGGAGAAACGCCAGGAGUUCUGCGUGAAGCCAGUGCAUGCAGCAGCAUACAUGCUGGACCCAAAAUACGGCCAAAGCAUGCUGUCUGGAGAGGAGAUUAACAGUGCCUACAGUGUCUUCACUGCCUUAGCUAACCACCUGAGUCUUGAUGCAGGUAAAGUUCUUGGUAGUUUGGCAAAAUACCGCACAAAACAAGGCCUUUGGCAAGGAGAUGGGAUCUGGCAGUCAAGCAAACAUAUUUCUCCAUCCACCUGGUGGAAGGGGCUUUGUGGAUCUGAGGCCCUUGCAACAAUAGCCUCUGUCCUUCUCCAAAUCCCUCCAACUUCAGCUGCCUCUGAGUGCAACUGGUCACUAUUUGGGAACACACACUCAAAAAUUCGGAACAGGCUCACCAAUGAAAGAGUGGCGAAAUUAGUGGCCAUACGAGCAAACCUCAGGCUCUUUGAGCCUGACACAGAGCCAUCCUCAACAAGACUGGACACAGAUACAGAUACUGAAGUAGAAGAGGAUUCAGAUAUUGAGGAAGUAAACACUGAGGAUAUUGAGGUUCAGGAAGAAGCUUGAAAGAAUUUGGAAAAAUGGAGAACAUGCAAAAAUAAGGCUUGAGAAACUUUGUGUAAAUGCAUUGAUAUGCAAGACUUUAUUUGACAUUCAAGACUUUUUUUUUCGAAGGGGAAAACAUUUUUCAUUUUACAUUUUGAAUUUGAGUUUUUGAGUCAGAAAGAGAGUUACGUUCUGUCUGUUCUGUCCCAUAAGUGGGAGCUGUAAGCAACAUAUUGGC
Neoarius graeffei (lesser salmon catfish) is the source of this 2135-nucleotide messenger RNA. RefSeq lists its product as uncharacterized. The transcript is spliced from 2 exons. Gene Ontology annotation, molecular function: protein dimerization activity. Bases 797 to 1918 code for a protein of 373 amino acids. Lineage: Eukaryota; Metazoa; Chordata; Actinopteri; Siluriformes; Ariidae. The record is from RefSeq and is a predicted model, not a curated record.